AUGGCUCACUUGGAAGGGUCCCUGCCUGCGGGCCGCCGGUCCUGCAGUGCAGUGCCAGCUCUGGACAAGGCUUCAUGCUCCAGUGUCGUACCUGCUGCCCGCCCCUGCUGCAGGAGUUCUGUCACAGUGCAUCCCCCCUGCAUCCCCAAGCCCUUCUGCCCCCAGAGGUGCCAAUGGAUUAGCCACUGCCUCUGCUCCACCAGCCCAGCAUGGAAGAGGCUGAGUACAUCAGGGAGAUCAGUGGGCUUAGGCAGCAAUGCCCCUGUGCUGGUAAGAGGGGGAGAAGAUGGAUUUUAUUACCGUGGUACAGUAAAAGAGGAGAUAGAGCAAAAUGAAAGAGGCAUGUUCCAGGUAGAGUUUGCCAAACCACUUGUGUCAUGUGGAAGGAACCCAAUAUGUGUGCAAAAAACAGCAAAGGAUGACAUUGUGGAAUAUGUGAAUGGGAUGAAGCACUCCUUACUCCCUGGAGACAAAGUGCUGGCACCCUGGGAAGCAGAUAUGGCCAGAUAUGGCCCAGGAACUGUUCUCACAGGCAUUGAGACAAGGGACCCCUUAAAAGCCUCGGAAGAUGAAGAAAUUAUAGUCCAGUUCUGGAAUAACAGGAAAGUGAAGCUCCCACGAGGUGUGGCUCUGUGGAUCCCUCCUAGCUUGUGGGAGAGGACUGUAGAGAUGAUCCACAUGCCCUUCACCAGCAGGGUGAAGCCUAGAGAAAGUCCAGACACCAAGUCUUGUAUUUUUUCCUGCAGUCCUAAAGCAGCCCUGAUUCCCGUUUGUGCUGUACAUGGCCUCACCAAGCACUGCUGGCUCUGCUCUCCCUGCUGGUCACAUUUCCACUGCCACUGUGCUGGCAUGUGCUGUUCGUCAGCCUAUGUGUGGUGCACCUGCUGCUGCCGUCCCCAUGCUGAUGCCCGGUGGCCUCUUCCAUCUAGGUCUCUGGUCUUUCAGAGCGAGACUGAGGACACAGAGUCCAGCAGGGAGCCCUCUCCACGCCGUCUAGUACUGAAAGGCCUAAACCAAGAAGCAGCAGCAGGUGUGGCACCAUUUUCUCCCUCUUCUGAUUCAGAGUGGGACCUGCAGCCAUUCCCCACUAAGAGUACUGUGGUGGACAGUGCUGUUCAGACAGGCUCCAGCUGUCUGGAGAAGCCCAGGCUAAAGGAUUCUGCAAGACCUGAGAGGCAAUAUUGGAAAAGCAGCCACCCCAAGUCCCAUCCCAGUAAUUCAGCUCUUCUUUUGGCAUCUCAUCCAAUGGAAAACUACCAGAACAAUGAAUGUCAUUUUGGAGCAGGACUUGGCAGCCACAGCAGCACGUGUACAAAGGGUAAGAUGGAAUCCAAAGCCAUCCCCACUGGGGACGUGUCCCCUGUUGCCCCAACUGACCAGAGUGCAAUGUUUGAAACUAUCGAGCAGUCUCCCAGAGGGCAACUCACAAAGGAGGAAGUUGUAAGAGAUGAAGAUCUCAAGCUGUCACUGAGGGAAGAAGGUUUUGCAGCAUCAGAAAAACAAAGAUAUAAAACACCAAGAAAGAAAAAGGAGUCAGAUGAUAAAUGUAAAGUGACCUGCGCAGGAGAUGACAAGUUUGAUGAUACAGCUCAUGUUAGGACAGACAGAAAACACAAAGACAUCACUUGCAACAAAGCAGAGAGACAUGCUAAACCAGAAUUUAAUAAAUCUGCAACUGAUGAAGUUCAGGAGCUGAAAUUUCAG
This is a messenger RNA of Merops nubicus (carmine bee-eater), 1704 nucleotides long. Its product is annotated as chromosome unknown open reading frame, human C11orf16. The record is from RefSeq and is a predicted model, not a curated record. The annotation marks the transcript as partial. Lineage: Eukaryota; Metazoa; Chordata; Aves; Coraciiformes; Meropidae. The transcript has 8 exons.